GAGGAGAAAGAGAAUCAUCAAAGUCAGCGGAAAAAUAAAUCAAGAAUCAAAUUCAGAGCUCUGGAAGCAGUUUUUGGCGCAGGAAAAUGCAACAGUUCCAAGAUCAGAAGAACAACAAGGAGCCAUUUUUAACUUUAAUCUGUCGCUGUACAGUUUCUUUGUUGUUAGUAUUGCUUACUCAAUUUACACUGUCUCUUGUCCCUCGCUGCUUCUCUACUUCCCCCCUGCUCCUCCAACUCGCUCUUUCAGUUGUGGUUUUGCUGCUAGUUUUGGUGUUUGGGAGAUGGUUUAGGCUGAUUCUUGGAGUCUAUGCAUCAGCUCCAGCUUUCGUCUUCUUCAAUAUUCUCUUCGUUUGGGGCCUUUAUUGGGUUGUCAUUCGACGAGCCAUUCCACAUCUAAUUAGUGCUGUGUUCAGUGGAGAGGUUGUCAUGCUGUUCAUUGGUUUAUGUAGUAUCUUAUCAAGUGAUCCUGGUUUUGUAAGUUAUGGAUCUUCCUAUUCAGAUAAUUGUGAUGAAAUGAAAGCCCUUGAAGUUGAAGCUCGUAACGAGGAUUCUUUCCAGUUGAAGCGGGUUAGAUAUUGUAAGAUCUGCAAGGCAUAUAUAAAGGGUUUUGACCACCAUUGUCCUGCUUUUGGGAACUGUAUAGGACAGAAUAACCAUAUUCUCUUCAUGGUUCUUCUACUUGGAUUUCUCAGUACUGAGGCUUCUUACAUUUUGUGUUCAUUUCAGUUUGCAAGAGAUUCCCAUAUCUUUGACGGAACUAGGUUUGAGAAUGGUCUAGGUGGAAGUUUGGUUAUUAGCACAAUGCUUUUUACCCUUCUCCAAGUACUGUGGCAGGCUGUUUUUAUGGCGUGGCAUAUAUAUUGCAUAUGCUUUAACAUCAGGACUGAUGAGUGGGUUUCAUUAAGAAUAAACUGGAAGAAAUACUCAGAGUUCCAAGUUAUUAUUCAGUCCCAAUCAGGCGGAAGCUUUGCUCAAAUGCAGUUUAUGAAUCCAUACGAUAAAGGUAUUCUUCAAAAUGUAAAGGAGUUUUUUGCAGUUGGAGACUGAUAGCACUUGCACAUGUUUUGCUCUGCAACAUUUCAUGGUAGUUUCACUUUUUUCACUUGUGUGCAUAUCCAAAAUCUUUGUUUUUUGUGACAAAGGGGCCUGUAGUUGGUGAAUGGAAGAUACAUUUCAGCUAAAUUAGUUACCACUGGUACUUUUUUAACUCAGCUAAAAAAGCAUAUUUAUUAAGCUAACCUCCUUCUGUUUAAAUUAAUUAGGUUCAUGUAAAAGGACACCUGUAUAGGAAUAAUAGAGAAUUCUUAGAGGAAUUCUAUUUCUUGACAGCUUGACAUUGUUAAACCAAAAUAGAUAUUUGCUUGGUGUGGAAAAAGAAAAUACUUUUAUGUUUUAAUACCAAUUUAA
Jatropha curcas is the source of this 1409-nucleotide messenger RNA. The record is from RefSeq and is a predicted model, not a curated record. Lineage: Eukaryota; Viridiplantae; Streptophyta; Magnoliopsida; Malpighiales; Euphorbiaceae.